Messenger RNA from Brugia pahangi, 984 nucleotides. The record is from the annotation of a GenBank genome assembly. Lineage: Eukaryota; Metazoa; Nematoda; Chromadorea; Rhabditida; Onchocercidae.
AUGUCGACAUUAAAGUCACCAGGUGCUCCUGCGGAUAACAUACAGGUAAGUAGUCUUAUUGAUAGUUCGGAAAAAAAUACUACCUCAACUCGCGUUUCCGCUCCGACUACAACUAGUACUAAUCCUGGAUCUUUGGAAGAAAUACAUCGGAAAUGUCGCGAAGUAUUCCCAUUGUGUUUCGAUGGAGCAAGGAUGAUGCUCACGAAAGCAAUGUCUUCACAUUUUCAGGUGACCCAUACGUUAUGUGUAUCGCCACAAAGUACGGGAUAUCGUUUUGGUGCCACCUAUGUUGGCACUAAGACAACGCAACAAGAAGGCGAAAGUUUUCCUGUGUUUUUGGCAGACACUGACAUUUCUGGUAACACUUCUGCAACAUUCUUGCAUCAAUUUGGCGAUCGAUGGAGAGUAAAAAUGCAAGCGCAAACUCAAGGGAAUAAGUUGACAACAACUCAAGGAGGAGUUGAAUAUCGUGGUCGUCUUACAACAUUGGGAUUGACAUGUGCCAAUAUUGACAUCAUCAAUGAUUCUGGAGUUAUUAUUGCACAGUAUCUACGACGCAUAACCAAAAAGCUAGAUCUAGGUGUCGAAUUCAUCCAUCAAUAUGGGGUUCCCAUUCCUGGAAGGCAAUUUUCAGUUGUAAACUAUCAGGCAAGAUAUACGGGUAAAAAUUUUAUUGCAAGUGGGAUGUUCAGCUUUGAUGCCCUUCAUUUGUGUUAUUAUCAUAAGCAACGUGAAAAUAUUUCAUUUGGUGUCGAAUUCGAAAGUUCGACACGAUCUGGAGAGGCUGUUACUACCAUUGGUUACCAGGCUGAAAUCCCGGACGAAGGUGUGAUAAUGAGAGCGUCAGUGAAUACCGACUGGUCAGUUGGGGCAGUAUUUGAGAAAAAACUUUCUAGAAAUCUGCCGUUCACAUUGGCCAUAUCGGGAAUGCUCAACCACGUGAAGGGACAGGGGAAGUUUGGUAUUGGCCUUAUAAUCGGUUAA